Callorhinus ursinus (northern fur seal) is the source of this 2559-nucleotide messenger RNA. It is a transcript of the gene L3MBTL1, whose product is annotated as L3MBTL histone methyl-lysine binding protein 1. Lineage: Eukaryota; Metazoa; Chordata; Mammalia; Carnivora; Otariidae. Gene Ontology annotation, molecular function: zinc ion binding; chromatin binding; histone binding. Gene Ontology annotation, cellular component: nucleus. The record is from RefSeq and is a predicted model, not a curated record. Gene Ontology annotation, biological process: negative regulation of DNA-templated transcription.
AUGGAGAUGCUGAGGACACUGAAGGGGCCCUCCACGGGAGAGGUCAACGUGCACCUGGUGGCCAGAGACAGUCCAGGUUCCAGCUCUCACCUGCCCGCUACUGCCUUCAUCAUCCCAGCCGGCUCGGCCACCCUUGGCCUGCCCAGCAGUGCCCUGGAUGUUUCCUGUUUUCCGCGGGAGACGAUCCAUGUGGGCGCUCCGGAGCGAGUGGCUGGCAGCGUCCCCGUCACGGCCACCGUUCUGCCGCAGUUAAGCGCGGGGCCUGCGGCCAGCUCCAGCGCCACCACCGUGGGGCUCCUGGAGUGGACCGAGGCUGCGGCCCCGCCUCCUGGGAGCGGCCUGCGGUUCCGGAUAAGCGAGUACGCACCGCUGAACAUGGUAGGAGCGGAGCAGCCCCCGAGCCCCGAGCUACGGCCCGAAGGUGUGGCCGAAUAUGAAGAUGGCGAGGCCCCGGCGGGAGGUGGCGAUGCGGGCACCCAACAGCCGGCGGACCUCCCCCAGGAUCCUCCAGAAGAUCCCCCCCAGGAUCCCCCAGAAGAUGAUGGCACUUGUCAGUGCCAGGAGUGUGGACCUCAGCAAAGCGCGGGUCCAGAUGCUGCUGGUUCCUCCAAUGAUGACUGCCCGCCACUGUUCCAAGAGCGGUCAGUCAUAGUGGAGAACUCCUCAGGCCAGAACUCCUGCACCAGCACUUCUGAGCUUCUCAAACCCAUGAAGAAGAGGAAGCGCAGGGAAUACCACAGCCCGUCGGAGGAGGAGUCAGAGCCUGAGGCCUUGGAGAAGCAAGAAGAAGGAAAGGAUCCAGAGGGCCAACCCACUGCUCGCACCCCAGAAAGUGAGGAGUGGAACAGCCAGCCUGCAUCAGGGGAGAAGAAGGAAGGCUGGUCAUGGGAGUCCUACCUCGAGGAGCAGAAGGCUGUGACUGCCCCUGUCAGCCUCUUCCAGGACUACCAGGCAGUCACUCAUAAUAAGAAUGGCUUCAGACCGGGCAUGAAGUUGGAAGGCAUCGACCCUCAACACCCGUCCAUGUACUUCAUCCUCACCGUGGCCGAGGUGUGUGGCUACCGCCUACGUCUGCACUUUGAUGGGUAUUCCGAGUGCCAUGACUUCUGGAUCAAUGCCAACUCCCCUGACAUUCACCCCGCUGGCUGGUUUGAGAAGACUGGGCACAAGCUGCAGCCCCCCAAAGGUUACAAGGAGGAGGAGUUCAGCUGGAGCCAGUACCUGCGCAGCACCCGAGCUCAGGCCGCCCCCAAGCACCUGUUUGCGAGCCAGAGCCACAGCCCCCCACCCCUGGGCUUCCAGGUGGGCAUGAAGCUGGAGGCGGUGGAUCGCAUGAACCCGUCCCUCGUCUGUGUGGCCAGCGUGACCGACGUGGUGGACAGCCGCUUCCUAGUGCACUUUGACAACUGGGACGAUACUUACGACUACUGGUGUGACCCCAGCAGUCCCUACAUCCACCCGGUGGGCUGGUGCCAGAAGCAAGGAAAGCCCCUCACUCCUCCACAAGACUAUCCAGACCCUGAUGGCUUCUGUUGGGAGAAAUAUCUGGAAGAAACCGGGGCCUCUGCUGUGCCCACCUGGGCCUUCAAGGUGCGGCCCCCACACAGCUUCCUGGUCAACAUGAAACUGGAAGCCGUGGACCGCAGGAACCCAGCCCUGGUGCGCGUAGCCAGCGUGGAAGAUGUGGAGGACCAUCGGAUAAAGCUCCACUUUGAUGGCUGGAGUCAUGCCUAUGACUUCUGGAUUGACGCCGACCACCCGGACAUCCACCCCGCGGGCUGGUGCUCCAAGACAGGGCAUCCCCUGCAGCCUCCUCUCCGACCCAGAGAGCCCAGCUCUGCCUCCCCUGGGGGCUGUCCCCCUCUCAGCUGUCGGAGCCUGCCACACACUAGGACCUCCAAGUACAGCUUCCACCACCGGAAGUGCCCCACUCCUGGUUGUGAUGGUUCCGGCCACGUCACAGGCAAGUUUACAGCUCACCACUGCCUCUCGGGCUGCCCCCUGGCUGAGAGGAACCAGAGUCGGCUGAAGGCGGAGUUCUCCGACACAGAGGCCUCGGCCCGUAAGAGGAACCUCACGGGCUUCUCCCUAAGGAAGAAGCCUCGCCAUCACGGCCGGAUUGGCCGUCCUCCAAAGUACCGGAAGAUCCCGCAAGAAGAUUUCUCGACGCUAGCCGCCGACGCCAUGCACCAGUCCCUCUUCAUGUCGGCCCUGUCGGCCCACCCGGACCGCUCGCUGUCCAUGUGCUGGGAGCAGCACUGCAAGCUCCUGCCGGGAGUGGCGGGCAUCUCGGCCUCGACGGUUGCCAAGUGGACCAUUGACGAGGUCUUCAGCUUCGUUCACACCCUGACCGGCUGUGAGGACCAGGCACGACUCUUCAAAGAUGAGAUGAUUGACGGCGAGGCCUUCCUUUUGCUGACACAGGCGGACAUUGUGAAGAUCAUGAGCGUCAAGCUGGGUCCAGCCUUGAAGAUCUAUAACGCCAUUCUCAUGUUCAAAAACGCCGAUGACACCUUAAAGUGAGUGGCUCAGGGCUGGGCUCACCUCCAGCCCAAGCUG